Molecule: messenger RNA, 624 nt
Organism: Spinacia oleracea (spinach)
Lineage: Eukaryota; Viridiplantae; Streptophyta; Magnoliopsida; Caryophyllales; Amaranthaceae
Product: ABC transporter G family member 11-like
Exons: 6
Coding region: 1-612 (203 amino acids)
Cellular component (GO): membrane
Molecular function (GO): ABC-type transporter activity
Source: RefSeq, a predicted model, not a curated record
AUGACUAUUUACAUGAAUGAUUUCGAAGAUGAAUUUAUUGUUGAAGUUGAUCUAGUGGUAGUGCUCCUGUUUUGUAGUUCUUGUUAUGAUGUUUUUCAGGUUUCUGUUUUGCAGUUGGUGUUAUUAUGUUCUACAGGUUUUGACAUGCUGCACUCCUUUGGUUUGCUAAUGGUCGUCAAUCCUGAAACGGAGAAAGGGAUAUUUGAUACUAUACUGCAAGGACAUAUUGAUUGUGAAAGGUUUGAGCACUAUAUAUUCUUUGUGCUAUGUCUUUAUGCUAAUGUCACUGUUGUUGAGAGCUUAAUGAUGGCCAUCGCCAGCGUUGUCCCCAAUUUCCUCAUGGGAAUUAUUACUGGUGCUGGCAUACAGGGAAUAUUCAUGCUUGUUUCGGGCUUCUUCUGGCUCCCCAAGGACAUACCAAAGCCAGUAUGGCGUUAUCCCAUGUCUUACAUCAGUUUCCAUUUCUGGGCUCUUCAGGGGCAAUACCAAAAUGACCUAAAGGGAGUGGUGUUUGACAACAGGACACCAGAUCUACCAAAGAUACCAGGGGAGUACUCUUCUUGUCUUCUUGAUGCUGAGUUAUGUUUGGUCCUAAAGCUUCUUUGUUCUUGAAAUAUUUCUACU